AUGGACUUUGCAAGUCUCACUCGACCGGCAGUCAUCUGUCAUUGUCGCCGUUGCUUCAGCUCCCUGGCCGUCCUAGAAAAUGAAUGGGCCGAAGUUUCUAAUCUAUAUGCCACCUCAACCGCCUGGGUGAGCGUCGACGCCGACCGCAUAUCCGUCUCUUCUCAACGCAAGCGAAUUCCUGAUCAAAGCGAUGCAACUCUCAUCAGAGGUCGUAUCACACAAGAGGCAUCCUGUAGGAUGUGUCCAAGCUCCUCAAAACUCGGUGUUCUCGUCGAAAUGGACAAUGGUCCUAUCUUUAUUUGGAAGAUGUCAAAAGUCUCUUUUAGGGAGGUCGUAUCCAUGCGUCCAACGGAACCAGUCUUCAAGGAGGGUGCAAUCGACAAACUCCUCCCCUCACCACCCCAGGAGACACCACUAAGCGCCCGCAGCUCUUUCCAGGGCGGUGCUUUGAUUCCCGCCGGCGGGACGGAUUUUCGCUCCUUAGACCCCAUCAUGCAGAAUCACAUGCAACACCAAGGCCGAAGCAUCGAUCAAAUUUCCAGCUCAGUCAACAAUCUGCACGACACCAUGGCCGACCUCAAACUAUCCUUCAACUCCCUGCGAAUCAAGCUGAAUGUCCCGACGCGAUAUGGAGGUGAAGACAGCGGACCUGGCUUCGAUAUGGUUGCUACGGUUUUAAAGGAGCUGAAAUCCAAAUCCGAUGAGAUUGAGAAAUUGAAGCUGGAGAUCGAGGCUUUGAAAUUGAAGGCUCGAAUCGCGGAUUCGAAACCACAUACCCCGGAAUACAUGGCGGGACUCGAGGGAGCGCUGCCGCGAAUGCAAAGCCCCGAUCUGCUGCAGGCCAGCCGAAAGCGUGGUUGGGCAGAUACCUUCUCCGCCGGAAAUACUAUCGCUGUCGCGGAUACGUUUGAUGAGGAUGAUAUGGAGGACGACCUUUCGAUCACCGGCCACAUCCCCACCAAUGGCCCAAAUAUCCCUCUGAGAGAUUUGGCAUACAACUAUGAACGUCAGCCAUGGAGCGCGGAACCAGGUUUGCGGGACAUAUCGAUUAAUCAAGAACCAAGACUUGCUCAUUCCGCCCAGAGCCCAGCCAAGAGACAGCGUCUCACCCACGAGCCAACCGACACAGAUUCCAUGCCUUUAAAAAGACGGCCUGGUCGGCCCAAGAGAUCCGAUGUUCCGGUAGAUCCUUCCAAUCAGCGGAGUCGUUCCAGUGGUUUUGGGGGAAACGAAAAACAUCGAGGGUCCGGACGUCCUCGCCGCAGCGUUAUUCCUGCAUCUGAUGCAACUGCAGAUCAAGACAUCGUCGACGACGCCAAUCUUCAUCAACACAACUCCAUGCCAAACGACUACCCGGUUAUCCCUGAUGCUCCCAAGAUUCAAAAUGACCCUAGAUAUGAGAGCCAAUCCAAAGAUGAUGCACCUGCAAGUAGUCGAACUGCCCUUAAGCCCUUCAUCGAGGCGGCAACUGCCCCUAAGGCAAGGGGAAAUGAGGUCGCGAAUACUUCGACUGCCAUCCCAACAAUUGAAACCGAGAAUGGCACCAGCACAAACGAAGAUAUACCAGUGGACAACCAAUCCGCUCUCAAGAUUACAACCGAGACAACAAACGGAAUUCACUCGAAUGGUGACAAAGCCGGGAAUGAUCAGAAUGAUCCCCAGGAAAAUGGAACGACAGAGGAUCAGAACACCCUCUCUGUCCCCACACAAACAUCUGACAAAAGCAAAACCACUAAAAACGAAUCUGCAAAUGGCGCAAAGCUCGCCCGGGCUGGUAGUGGGAGAAAAAAGCGCAAGGCCAGUCUCGCGGCGCGGGACGCCAUGAUUCGAAGUGAGAUGCAGCGCGAGGAAGCAAUGGAGACCGAACAAACAUGA
Messenger RNA from Penicillium manginii, 1875 nucleotides. RefSeq lists its product as uncharacterized. The record is from RefSeq and is a predicted model, not a curated record. The coding region runs from base 1 to 1875 and encodes 624 amino acids. NCBI's taxonomy places the organism in Eukaryota, Fungi, Ascomycota, Eurotiomycetes, Eurotiales, Aspergillaceae. The transcript has 2 exons.